AUGUUGUGGGGCUCGAUGAAUCGAAGUGUAUCGGGACCGCUAGUGUUUAUCAAUGGAAAUCUCGACGCUCAAAG
Molecule: messenger RNA, 74 nt
Organism: Mesorhabditis belari
Lineage: Eukaryota; Metazoa; Nematoda; Chromadorea; Rhabditida; Rhabditidae
Source: the annotation of a GenBank genome assembly